GGGCCCCGCGCUCAUGGCGCUGCCCGGCUCGGGGGUGCAGUUCCGGAGGAUCCUGGCUCACUUCCCUCAGGAGCUCAGCCUGGCCUUCGCCUAUGGGUCCGGGGUCUUCCGGCAGGCGGGGGCCGCCCCCAGCCAGAGCGUGCACAAUAUGCUGGACUUCGUGUUUGCUGUAGAUGAUUCUGUGACUUGGCAUAUGAUGAACCUGUUAAAGAAUAGGAGACAUUAUUCCUUCCUAAAACUUUUUGGGCCAAAGCAAAUCAGUAAUAUACAGAGCUGUGGAGCAGGGAUUUACUACAAUACUUUAGUGCAAUGUAAUGGUAGGAUGAUAAAAUAUGGCGUAAUUGGCACCGAUGCCCUGAUUGAAGAUCUGUUUCACUGGAAAACUCUCUAUGUUGCCGGACGUCUGCAAAAGCCGGUGAAAAUACUGACACAGAAUGAAAAUGGCAAGCUGCAGGCUGCCCUACUUAGCAAUCUGAAGAGUGCAGUCACAGCAGCCUUUCUCAUGUUGCCAGAAAGUUUCUCUGAAGAAGACCUCUAUAUGCAGAUUGCAGGACUCUCCUACUGUGGUGAUUUCAGAAUGAUAAUUGGAGAAGACAGGUCAAAGGUGCUAAACAUAGUGAAACCGAAUGUGCCCCAUUUUCAGAAGCUCUACAGUAACAUAUUACAGGAGUGCCCUCAAGUGGUGUAUAAGCACCAGCUGGGCAGGCUAGAGAUCGAUAAAAGUCCAGAAGGUCAAUUCAUGCAGCUAAUGGCUUUGCCGAGGACUCUUCAACAAAAGAUAACUUCUUUUGUGGACCCUCCUGGGAAGAACAGAGAUGUGGAAGAGGUUUUACUGAAAGUGGCCCAUGACCCUGACUGUGGAUUAGUGGUACAUCAGGGCAUUUCAGGAAUUGUGAGAUCUUCCAGUCUAAUACAGAGUUCUAAAACCGUACUAACAGCUGGGUUCAAGAAAUCAGUGACUUACAGUAUGAGGAAAAUGUAUAAAAUGACAAAAGGAUGGCUAAGGAAGACUUCCUGAUGUCCAAGUUGUGUACAUACUAUGUAUAGGUAAAUAAACAGACCUCUUUUUCUCUGCAAAUAUUGUGCAAUUGGUACCUGUUGCUUUACCUAUCUAUGUAAACUGUAGAUAGGUAGCAAUAAUUAUACUAUGUAUAUACAAAUACUUUCUCACAUGGGGUGCGGACCUCAUUGGGUGCAGAUAAUUUGCUAAAGGCUGAGGGAAUUCAUUUGCAAGUAUACUUAAGGUUUUCCUGUGUAUAUUAGAGAUUUGACUCUGAAAUACAUUUGCCAGAAAUGCUUGUUUGCACAUCU
Molecule: messenger RNA, 1311 nt
Organism: Emys orbicularis (European pond turtle)
Lineage: Eukaryota; Metazoa; Chordata; Testudines; Emydidae
Gene: TAMM41
Product: TAM41 mitochondrial translocator assembly and maintenance homolog
Exons: 8
Coding region: 14-1018 (334 amino acids)
Biological process (GO): cardiolipin biosynthetic process; CDP-diacylglycerol biosynthetic process
Cellular component (GO): mitochondrion
Molecular function (GO): phosphatidate cytidylyltransferase activity
Source: RefSeq, a predicted model, not a curated record